This is a messenger RNA of Aphis gossypii (cotton aphid), 3103 nucleotides long. Its product is annotated as frizzled-2-like. Gene Ontology annotation, biological process: canonical Wnt signaling pathway; non-canonical Wnt signaling pathway. Gene Ontology annotation, molecular function: Wnt-protein binding; Wnt receptor activity. Bases 519 to 2276 code for a protein of 585 amino acids. The transcript is spliced from 2 exons. Gene Ontology annotation, cellular component: plasma membrane. The record is from RefSeq and is a predicted model, not a curated record. Lineage: Eukaryota; Metazoa; Arthropoda; Insecta; Hemiptera; Aphididae.
AUAUAGCGCAGCAAGCUCAUCGAAUGUCAGUGAUAACCGAAUUGAAUGCAUUCGAUUGUGUGUGCAGCAGUUGUGUAAUGUGUACAUACUAUUCUAUUACGGUAAUAGUACAAUAACACAACACCCCCGCGUCGCACUUGUCCGUAGCGGUAUUCUCGUUGUUAUAUUAUUAUUCGUCAAUCUCGCCGAUCCCGUCAACGGAAAGCGGACACGGUGUAUUUGCUUAGAUUUAAUAGUUUUUCGAUUAAAAAAUAUACGUUCGUCGCCGUCGUCGUGUCGCCCGCGCGUCUCUUUCCGCCGUCGCGCCGCCCGCAGACUACGACACCGCCACCGCCGCCGCUGUUGUUUUCCGACCGAAUAUCGCCGCAUCGCCGACGAUAAAUCGCUGCCGCCAAGUGUUUAUGGGCGAAAUGGACGCCGUCAAUCGGUCCACGUUCACCGGCGCCCUCCGACCAGCCGUCGUCGGCGUUUUUCUGUGAAUUCUGGAGCGAGUCGUCCCGUCGCAUCGCAUCGGCACGAUGUCGUCCGGACCGCGUCUUGUGGCGCCGCCGUUCGCGGCAGCAACGGUGUUGUUGUUGAUAGGUUUUUGUACGGUUUCGUUUGCUCACUCUUCGAGACAACAGAUCCAAGACGGGUCGAUGGGCGACGACACGACCGGUCACCACGGUCGGUGUGAGCCGAUCACCAUACCGUUUUGCAUGGGCAUAGCGUACAACGAAACAAUCAUGCCUAACUUGCUGGGUCAACAGCGUCAGGAUGAAGCAGGCUUCGAAGUGCAGCAGUAUUAUCCGCUGGUGAAAAUCCAGUGUUCGCACGAUUUGCAAUUUUUUCUGUGCAGCGUUUUCGUUCCCGUGUGCACUAUAAUUGAAAGACCUAUUCCGCCGUGUCGAUCGCUGUGUGUGUCAGCGCGUAACGGGUGUGAAUCGAUCAUGAAUCGUUUUCAAAUCGAAUGGCCCGAUAAUUUAGAAUGUUCAAAAUUCCCUGAAAAUGGACAACUCUGCGUUGGUGAGAAUAAUGUAACAAACACUACUCCGACACCACAGACUGGUUUAAUAGAACAAAACGGAAAAGAUUUAUCAGCACCCGGAACUAGACACUUUUCAGGAGAUCAAGGAUAUUCAAACAAUCCCAAUAGCUUUGAUAUUGGAUUUGUUUGCCCACAACAAUUUCGAAUUGAGUCUACCAGUAACAAAAAAAGAUCUGAUAGGAGCAAUCAAGUUUAUACAUUAAAAAUUGGCAAUAAGGUAGUAAAGGGUUGUGGUGUACCGUGUGAUGCAUUCUGGAGUGAAGAUCAAAUGCGCAAAGCCAGAAUAUGGGUGGCUUCGUGGUCUGUAUUAUGUGCUAUAUCCUGUUUAUUUACAUCCUUAACAUUUGCCAUCGAUACUCACCGUUUUCGAUAUCCAGAACGACCAAUAAUAUUCUUGUCUUUAUGUUAUCUGAUGGUUUCCGUAUCUUAUCUGAUUGGAUAUUUAUCGGGAAACAAUGUUGCAUGCAACAAGCAAAAUUUAAUUACUCAAGGUACAGAUGAUAAUGAAUGGUGUACUGUACUAUUUAUGGUGUCGUAUUUCUUUAGUACCGCAUCUUCUGUAUGGUGGGUUGUGUUGACGUUGACUUGGUUCCUGGCUGCGGGACUUAAAUGGGGACAUGAAGCUAUUGAAGCAAAUUCUCAUUAUUUCCACUUAGCGGCAUGGACAGUUCCCGCUGCUAAAACAAUUACAGUUCUGGCUAUGGGAAAAAUUGAGGGUGAUGUGUUAACUGGAAUCUGUUCAAUGGCUGUUUGGAGUGAUGAUACUGCUGUGAGAGACAUGGUGCUGAUUCCUUUAGUAGUAUACCUGAUCUUGGGUACAGCAUUUUGGAUGGCUGGAUUUGUUUCUUUAUGUCGCAUUCGAAAAGUAAUGAAACAUGAUGGCACCCGAGGUACAGACAAAUUGGAAAAACUGAUGAUAAGAAUUGGUGUCUUUAGUGUUCUAUACACAGUACCUGCUGUUGCUCAAAUUUUAUGCUUAGUCUAUGAACAUGUCAAUCUUAGUUCAUGGAUUAUUAGUUGGCAUUCUACUCUUUGCCAAGAUCCAAAGUAUGCUCUACCAUGUCCUUCUCAACCUAGUGAUCCAGGAAGAAAACCUAGUUUUGAGGUGUUUAUAGCUAAAUAUUUUGUUUCAUUAUUAGUCGGUCUUACAUCGAGUGUUUGGAUUUGGUCUGGUAAAACUCUAAAUAGUUGGCAAAAAUUUUUGGCACGAAUUCGACCUAAUUCAGGUAAAUCUGAAGCAUAUGUUUAAUUAACUUAGAAAUUUGGUUUAUUAACAUAUCAUCAAUAUUUGUUUUUAAUUGAAAUUUCUUACAAAAUAAUACAUAUUUUACACUCUUCAUAAGACAUUUAUUAAUUAGGAAUGAUUUGAUACCAUUUUUUGAUUAUGCAAUUAUCUAUUGUAUUGGUUUUAGUCUGAUAUUUAAUGUACAUAUUAGUUUGACCACUCUUUAAUAAAUAAAUAAUUAACAUUACUAAAUGGCAUGUAUAUAAUUAUACAUUUAGUGGUAAUUAAAUGUAUGUGUAUAUAAAAUAAUAAUAAUCUUUUUUAGGCUUGUUUAACAAUAUCAUUACUAUUAUUAAAUAGUAAAAAUUAUCUUUAUUUCUUAGAAAUAUAAUAAUCAUUGAUGAUACGCUAGAAUUUUAUAUUUUUUUUUAAUUUUAUACACUACAAUUUCUACUACUAUUAUUUAUGUAAUUUUAUGGUUUUCUUUAAUAAUUUGUUACAUAUAUAUAUAUAAAUAUGUGUGUGUGUGUGUAUUUUUAUUCUAUCAGUGUUGGCUUAGCUAUAUUGGCAUUAACAUUAAUUAUUACACGUAUUUAUGGUAUUACAAUUUAUUGUUUAAGUAGAAUUAGCAUAAAGAUCUAGAACUGGAGCCACACUGUUUUCUUCAAGUCUACUUUAAUUAUCUAAAACAACUAUAAAACUAUAUUGUUACCAAAUUCUGUCCUUUGAACAAACUUAUUAAAUAAUUUUUAUUUUUUACAUAAAUAUUUAUUCAAUGUUAAUACCAAGAACCAAUAAAAUAAAACAUCUGACGAUUUGUUUUUCUGUUAAGACUAUUAUGAAUAUUUCUU